CGCUCGGUUUCGGCCCGGCGGCGCUGACACAAGCAGGCUGUGGUCGCUUCUCGUUGGCCUGGAGGUGCGCUGGCUGUGCUCCUCCACCGCCCUCGAGGUCCCCACAGCCCCAUCAUCCAGCUCCCUAGGGCCAACGGCGCGGCGGUGGCCUCGCAGGGCGCUGAGCCCCUCUCCCCGGCUCUCCUCCCCUCGGCUCCGUGGCCCCGCCCUCGCCGGGCUGGGCUGCGGGGCCAGGGGCCGAGCGGAGCCGGGUGAGUAUUCCCACAGCUCUUGCCGGUCGCCUCCUUCCGGCUCUGCUCCCACACGGUUCUCCCCUACUCCUGGUGCAGGGAGGCGAGGCGCGCGGGCAGGCGGGAAGCAGCCCAGCCCGGAACAAAAGGCUGCGGACGCGGCCCCUCGGGGGGAACUGCGGGCCUGUGCUGGCCGCACCGCCCGGGGCUUGGGGCGAGCGGGGAAGGGCGAGGACACUCUUCCCCCGCGGAUCCGCCCCUUGUCGCGCACCUGGUGUCACCAGCGCUCCUGGGCCACUACCCAAAGGCGGCGGCACCCUCCAAUUAUUUAAUAUGGAAGAAGAUGAGUUCAUUGGAGAAAAAACAUUUCAACGUUGUUGUGCAGAAUUCAUUAAACAUUCACAAGAGAUAGGUGAUAGUUGGGAAUGGAGACCAUCAAAGGACUGUUCUGAUGGCUACAUGUGCAAAAUACACUUUCAAAUUAAAAAUGAGCCUGCUGUGUCACAUCCAGGGACAUCUACUCAUGGACAGACAUGUCUUCCCAUGGAGGAGGCUUUUGAGCUACCCUCAGAUGAUUGUGAAGUGAUUGAAGCUCCAGAAGCAUCGCAAGUGAUUAAAUAUGAAUAUCAUGUCUUAUAUUCCUGUAGCUACCAAGUGCCUGUACUUUACUUUAGGGCAAGCUUUUUAGAUGGGAGACCUUUAACUCUGAAGGACAUAUGGGAAGGAGUUCAUGAGUGCUAUAAGACACGACUGCUACAGGGACCAUGGGAUACUAUUACACAACAGGAACAUCCAAUACUUGGGCAACCCUUUUUUGUACUUCAUCCCUGCAAGACGAAUGAAUUCAUGACUCCUGUAUUAAAGAAUUCUCGGAAAAUCAAUAAGAUUGUCAACUAUAUCACAUCAUGGCUGAGCAUUGUAGGGCCGGUUGUUGGGCUGAAUCUACCUCUGAGUUAUGCCAAAGCAACCUCUCAGGAUCAACGAAAUGUCGAUUAACAAGAUUCUUCUAUUGAGCUUAGAAUUGUGGCACAAAGAACACCAAGAGUUUACCUGGCCAGUCCUGGCUUUAAUAGGACCAAUACUGUGGAAUAUUUCAUCUUACCAAGAUGCGAUAUGGCUUAUUUUUCCUUUGGACGCAAAUGUCUGCAGCAACUGAUAUUUGAUAGACUCAGUGUUUAGAAGAAACACUUCAAAGAUGUAAAUCAUGGACAGGCAUGGUAGCUCACACCUGUAAUCCAAGCACUUUGAAAGGCCAAAGUGGGAGCAUCACUUGAGCCCAGGACUUCGAGACCAGCCUGGGCAAAAGAUUUUGUUCAAACCCUGUCUGUACAAAAAUACAAAAAUUUCCCUAUUAUGGUGAUAUGUGCCUAUAGUCCCAGCUACUCAGGAGGCUGAGAUGGGAGGUUGGCUUGAGCCCAGGAGGCAGAGUUUGCAGUGAGCCGAGAUUGUACCACUGCACUCCAGCCUGGGUGACAGAGCCAGACCCUGUCUCGGGGGGGAAAAAAAGACACAAAUUACUAUAAAUAGCAAAAAAUGAGUCUAACUUACUAAUACUAGGAGUGCCAACAUUUCACUUGCGGGUUAUUCUUUUCUAGGCCAAGUAGUUCACUUCCAUUUGUCUGAUACGGAGAUUGAAGGGAGAAAUGUAUUUGUGUGUUCAUUUUAAUGUAAGAUAUACAAAAAUUAAAUUACUGGAUUUACAUGUUCCUGAAA
This is a messenger RNA of Saimiri boliviensis boliviensis (Bolivian squirrel monkey), 1943 nucleotides long. The record is from RefSeq and is a predicted model, not a curated record. NCBI's taxonomy places the organism in Eukaryota, Metazoa, Chordata, Mammalia, Primates, Cebidae.